Messenger RNA from Saccostrea echinata, 619 nucleotides. RefSeq lists its product as uncharacterized. The record is from RefSeq and is a predicted model, not a curated record. NCBI's taxonomy places the organism in Eukaryota, Metazoa, Mollusca, Bivalvia, Ostreida, Ostreidae. The transcript has a single exon. The coding region runs from base 3 to 611 and encodes 202 amino acids.
GUAUGGCUUCUGGACUUAAUGUUUGUAUCAUUGGACAUUCUUACAUCCGUAGAUUGGAGGAAUAUUGUUCUAGUAAGGGUAUAAUUAAUUUGAAGUUGGAUGACAGUUUUAAUGUGAAUUUCCGUGGGAAAGGAGGUCUUCGUUUACGCCACCUUAAUGUAUCUCAAGGACUCGGUGCUAGAAGGGAACUUUUUCAUUUUAUUUCGCCGCCAGAUAUUAUUUUCCUACAGGUCGGGGAAAAUGAUAUAAGUGAUCUGACUUGUUGUGAAAAGUUAGCCGGAGACCUCAUAUCUGUGGCAGCAUAUUUGCGGGAUGGCGUCGGUGUAAAAAUGGUGAUAAUUGGACAGUUGAUACGACGAUUGCCUUUCGCAGCCUGCAAAAGCUUUAAUGACAAAGUAGUAAAGACAAAUACGCAGCUGGAGAUCAGGACCCAGUCUUUGCCGGGGAUUCAUUUUUGGCGCCACAGGGGUUUCUGGCAUGACUUGAGCUAUCUGGGUCAAGAUGGCGUACAUCUGUGCUGCACCCCCUCGCACGACCAGCCCAUGCGGAAGUUCCUUCGAAGUAUAAGGAAUGCAGUGAUUCAGUCGCCUAACUUAUUAAGGCCAGUAUAACAUUGUCU